Cryphonectria parasitica EP155 is the source of this 1335-nucleotide messenger RNA. RefSeq names its product basic-leucine zipper transcription factor DNA binding nucleus regulation of transcription, DNA-dependent. The record is from RefSeq and is a predicted model, not a curated record. Bases 1 to 1335 code for a protein of 444 amino acids. NCBI's taxonomy places the organism in Eukaryota, Fungi, Ascomycota, Sordariomycetes, Diaporthales, Cryphonectriaceae. The transcript has a single exon.
AUGGCCGGCCCAAACUCUUUUCCUUCUGGCAUUCCUGGAUACGGCGAGCCUGGAUACGGUCCUCGUGGUGUCAACGAGACAAGCCAGCUCCUCAGCGCGCAGUCCAGGAUUUCGCAGCCCCGUCUUCAGACUCCUUUUACCUCCUCGCCCCCUACCAUCGCGUUGAUGGGCUCGGAGAUGCGUGCUCCCAUUGACCCGGCUUUGUUCAUCGACCCAAAACUCACCAUGUCUUCAAGCCCCCUCGGUGGUCAUGGUGGCCCAGUCUACCCUGGCGGCGGUAUUCCCCUGCCCGCCAGCUUUGUCCCACCCGUCCACGUCGAGCUGCAGCCCAGCCGCAUUAAGGAUGCAGGCUACACUCGACACCCUGACCCCAACUUCCGCCCGUACGGCCCCAACCAGUGGGUGGACAUCCUAUACAACCACACGCUGCUCCGAUACAUCUCCAAGAACGAGAUCACCGACAUCAGGAAGCACUGUGAGAAGCUGGCCCAGGCCGUCAACCCCGAUGACCCUCGCCCCGUUCUGAUUGAUAACGGCCCCUUCACCACCGCCGACGCACAGGCCGUGUGGAAGUACUGCACCGUGUACAUCAAGCGGCGCGACCAGCUCCGCAACAAUGUCUCGGCCCGAAAGUCCCGCUCCAGGAAGGACAACGAAGUCAAGCACUGGAAGAUGAUUGCCCUGGCAGCUGGCGCCCCUGAUGUGCCCUUCGAAUUCGAUGGCGACGACCCAGCGUACUCCAACGAGGCGCUGGUGCCUCGGGAGACCCAGGAUGCCAUCAACGCUAUGCGAGCCAGCUGGGCCUCUUCUGACAACAUACAAAAGUCGGUCAAAGACGAGGAGGCUCCAGUCGUCCCUCCUGAGGCCGCGUUGCCGCCAGGCCAGCUGCCUCUUCCAAUCUUCGAGGGCGCCAUGCCACCAAUUGUCCAAGACGAGAACAGUGCCUCGACUCCGGCCCCUCAUCGACCGCAGACACGAGCCACGACCAGAGCGCAGGCUCGUGGUCGUGGCUAUGACAAUGGUGUAGGCGAUCAGACUGCCGUCGGCGGUGCUCGUGGUCGCGGUCGUGCUCGUGUUCGUAGUCGACAAUUAGGUGCAGGUGGUGACCAGGCUACGGCCGUCCACCACGCGCCACUGCUCACAGCCUCUCCUGUAGAUCAGCGGUUGGCCCCCUCGACUGCUUCGCCAGUUCCUCGCGCGGUCCCUCCCACGCCUUCCAUGAUGGACCACCUGCGAAACCAGAUGGUCGACAGAGAGGCCAGCCAGGGUUCUGUCCUGGAAGACAGGGAGGAGACCAAGGUGGACUGGAGUGAGUUCCAGAGUGGCUUUGUGUGA